UUAGACCCCACCAUUUUCAAAAACACACACACACACACACUCUCCGUGAUCAACGAACCUAACCAACUUCAUUUCAUUCCCCACUACUAACUAUAAACCAUAUUCCAAUUAAUUCACCUUUUUAGUUCAACUUCAUCCAUUCACCAACAUUACAAAAUUUACAUUAACAAAAAAUAACAAUUCAAUGGGUCUAUGCACUUCAAAAAAUCUCACUCAUUCCUCUCGCAAUUUCAACACUGAACUUCCUCAACAAAACUCCGUCACACUUAACGGAAGUUCUGAACCUCACACAAACUCCGUCACUGUCAAUGGCGAAAACUCUAACGAAACAGAAACCGUUAAGCGAUCUCCGUUAUUCCCGUUCUACACUCCAAGUCCAGCUCAUCAAUUCUUCUCUAAGAUGUCUCCGGCGAGGAAUUUUUUCAAGCGGCCGUUUCCUCCGCCGUCUCCGGCGAAGCAUAUAAGAUCGCUUCUAGCUCGACGGCGUGGCUCCGUUGAAGUGUCGAUACCGGAAGGUGGUGAAGAGGAGACUGUGGUUGCUCUUGAUAAGAAUUUUGGAUUUUCCAAGCAUUUUGGAAGUAGAUAUGAGGUUGGAGAUGAGGUUGGAAGAGGACAUUUUGGAUAUACUUGUGCUGCGAGGUUGAAGAAAGGUGAUCGCAAAGGUCAACAAGUUGCUGUUAAAGUCAUUCCCAAAGCUAAGAUGACAUCUGCUAUUGCUAUUGAGGAUGUGAGAAGGGAAGUGAAAAUAUUGAGAGCUUUGAAUGGACAUAAGAAUCUAGUACGAUUCUAUGAUGCUUAUGAAGAUCGUGAUAAUGUCUAUAUUGUAAUGGAAUUGUGUGAAGGUGGAGAGCUGUUGGACAGAAUAUUAUCAAGAGGUGGAAAGUACACGGAGGAAGAUGCAAAAGCUAUCCUGAGACAAAUACUGAAUGCUGCUGCAUUUUGCCAUCUACAGGGUGUUGUGCAUCGUGAUCUUAAACCUGAGAACUUCUUGUUUGCAUCCAAGGACGAGAACUCAGAAUUGAAGGCUAUAGACUUUGGGCUGUCGGAUUUUGUUAAACUAGGUAUGCUUGGAUCCCUUUCACGCAUAUUGCAUGCCAUUUAUUAUCAUGGAGAUGCUUUGUUUUCUGACUUCUCGUUUUGCUUUAUAGAUGAAAGGCUCAAUGAUAUUGUUGGUAGUGCAUACUAUGUGGCUCCUGAAGUUCUACUUAGAGCUUAUAGUACUGAGGCUGAUGUCUGGAGUAUUGGAGUGAUUGCGUAUAUUUUAUUAUGUGGCAGCCGUCCGUUUUGGGCUCGGACUGAGUCUGGUAUCUUUCGCACUGUAUUGAAAUCUGAUCCAAGUUUUGACGAUCCUCCUUGGCCAUCUCUAUCAGAUGAGGCAAGCGAUUUUGUUAAGAGAUUACUAAAUAAAGAUCCAAGGAAAAGAAUGAGUGCAGCACAAGCAUUAAGUCAUCCGUGGAUUAAAAACUAUGAUGAUACGGAAGUACCUUUGGAUAUUUUAAUUUUCAAGCUCAUGAAGGCAUACAUGCGCUCUUCUUCUCUACGAAAAGCUGCUUUAAGGGCUUUGUCUAAGGCAUUAACUGUGGAUGAGCUAAUCUAUUUGAAGGAGCAGUUUGCACUUUUAGAACCUAACAAAAGUGGCACCAUUAACUUGGAAAAUAUAAAAGCGGCCUUUUCAGUAAAUGCAACAGAUGCAAUGAAGGAGUCACGCAUUGCCGACUUUCUGGCAUCACUUAAUGCAUUGCAAUAUAGAAGGAUGGAUUUUGACGAGUUCUGUGCAGCUGCCCUUAGUGUUCAUCAAGUUGUAGCACUCGACCACUGGGAGAAGCGUGCACGUUAUGCCUUUGACCUGUUUGAAAAGGAUGGAAACAAGGCCAUAGUCAUUGACGAAUUAGCUUCGGAGCUUGGGCUUGGUCCAUCCAUUCCUGUUCAUGCUGUUCUUCAUGAUUGGAUUCGGCACACUGAUGGGAAGUUAAGCUUCCUUGGAUUUGUGAAAUUGUUGCAUGGCCCAUCAAGAAGUGUUGCAAAAGUUCAAUAGAAACUUUGGAAGCUCGAUACAAUACAAAGCACAAGUUCUCUCUUUUUUCUUUUUACCGUUUGAGUUAGUUAAACCUUACCUUGCCAUAGGAGUUUGUGUUUUCCACUGUAAAGUUGUAGUGUGUUAAGUUACAGGUGAGAAUAUGUAUGUUUGUUAUUAAAAGGGUACACUUGUAUAUUGUAACACAUUCUGAGUUUCAGAAUUGAAAAAUGACAGUCUUGUCCACUUGCAUUUAAAGCUGAAUGAAAGAGGUUUUUGGAGCUCUU
Medicago truncatula (barrel medic) is the source of this 2301-nucleotide messenger RNA. RefSeq names its product CDPK-related kinase 5. The coding region runs from base 185 to 2035 and encodes 616 amino acids. Gene Ontology annotation, biological process: protein phosphorylation. The record is from RefSeq and is a predicted model, not a curated record. Gene Ontology annotation, molecular function: calcium ion binding; ATP binding; protein kinase activity. The transcript is spliced from 10 exons. NCBI's taxonomy places the organism in Eukaryota, Viridiplantae, Streptophyta, Magnoliopsida, Fabales, Fabaceae.